Molecule: messenger RNA, 345 nt
Organism: Fraxinus pennsylvanica
Lineage: Eukaryota; Viridiplantae; Streptophyta; Magnoliopsida; Lamiales; Oleaceae
Source: the annotation of a GenBank genome assembly
AUGGGUGCUCGUGCUAAUACAUUCAAUACCCCUGGUGUUGUCGAGCAUGCACACUUUCUUAAGGAAGUAGACGAUGAACAAAGGAUUCGUAGACGUGUGCUAGACUGCUUCGAAAGAGCAAGUCUUCCGAGCAUAAGUGAAGACAAAAGGAAAAUAAUUCUUCAUUUUGUUGUUGUGGGAGGAGGUCCAGCAGGUUUGACAAAAGAAUUGCAGCGUUUGCUGAAGAAAAGUUCGCAAGGGAUAGAAUCAACCUUAAAGUUGGAUCAAUGGUUACGAAAGGCAAAAGAAGGAGAUGAUGUGUUGGAUUUAUGUUGUGGAAGUGGGGAUUUGGCUUUUCUUGUCUGA